Molecule: messenger RNA, 3714 nt
Organism: Oncorhynchus mykiss (rainbow trout)
Lineage: Eukaryota; Metazoa; Chordata; Actinopteri; Salmoniformes; Salmonidae
Gene: ces2b
Product: carboxylesterase 2b
Molecular function (GO): hydrolase activity
Source: RefSeq, a predicted model, not a curated record
AGCAAAUACUUUCAGUACUACUCUUUCCCGCAUUCUGUUGAGGUCUGGGGUUGCAUAACAAUAGGCGUGUCGCUGAGCACUCAAAUCAUUGAAUGUUGCGGCCAUGAAGGAACCUUCAGGCUUACUGAGACUUUCCCUGUCAAUUGGCCUACUAUUUCUGUAUACUUUGGCCGAAUCCAAUGCACCGGUGAUCCAGACCAAACUGGGGGGACUGAGAGGGCAAUAUGUGAGCGUAAAGGGGAAGGAGACGGUGGUUCAGGCCUACCUGGGUGUUCCGUUUGCCAAACCACCUGUCGGCCCCCUGAGACUGGCCCCGCCCCAGCCUGUGGAGGGAUGGGAGGGAGUGAGGGACGCCAUCCAGCAGCCUCUCAUGUGUUUUCAAGACAGACAAAUUACAAAAGACCUUUACUCCAAUGUGUCCAUGACAGUGGAAAUCCCAGAGGUGUCAGAAGAUUGUCUUUAUCUCAACAUUUACACUCCAGUUAAACCUGCUGAGAAAACAAGGCUUCAUGUCAUGGUUUGGAUCCAUGGUGGCGGAUUCGCCAUGGGUUCUGCAUCAGCAUAUGAUGGUUCUGCUUUGGCUGCAUACCAGGAUGUGGUUGUGGUGGUGAUCCAAUACCGUUUGGGAUGGCUGGGGUUCUUCAGCACAGGAGACAAGUAUGCCCCAGGGAACAUGGGACUACUUGACCAGGUGGAAGCCUUGCGGUGGGUCCAGGAGCACAUCAACAAUUUUGGGGGCGACUCCAAGUCGGUCACCAUAUUUGGAGAGUCUGCUGGUGGAGCAAGCGUAUCGUUACUGCUUCUCUCUCCAUUGUCUAUUGGUCUGUUCCAUGGCGCAAUAGCCGAGAGUGGUACCGCAGCAAUGAAAAUGCUCUUCAAUCCCAAUCCCCUGCUUGUGGCACAGACGGUGGCAAACCUGAUUGGCUGUGAAAGCACCAACACAGUGAAGAUAGCAGACUGUGUGAAGAAGUUGCCUGCUGAUCACAUUAUGAACAUUCAGAAACAGAAUCAAAUGCUAUUCUUUGGUGUGACUGCUGACGGGCAGUUCUUGUCCAAAUCGGCGAUGGAGAUUUCUCAAAACCAUGAGAUGCACAAGGUGCCGUUUAUGACUGGAGUCAAUGACAACGAAGUUGGCUGGCUUUUAGCAAAGUUCUUUGCUCCUCCAGGUUGGGAGGAUGGAGUGGACCGGGUGAAGGUCAUGCCCAUGAUGGCCAUGUUCUACCCAGAUCCCAAGGAUCAGUGGAUAACUGAGCUGAUAGCAGAUGAAUACCUGGGAACCUCUGGAAAUCGGGUGAAAAACCGUGAUGGGUUCACUGAGCUGCUUGGGGACAUUAUGUUUACCAUUCCUGCCCUCCAAAUGGCAAACUUCCACAGAGAUGCAGGUGUGCCUAUGUACCUGUAUGAGUUCCAGCAAACUCCCAGCAUGUUUAAGAAGAUGAGGCCGAGUUUCGUUGGGUCUGACCAUGGAGAUGAGCUUAUGUUUGUUUUUGGAUUCUGCUUCACAUCACAUUUUAUAAUGGAUGGUUGUGCAGAGAAAGAUGAACAACUAAGCAGAAUCAUGAUGAGUUACUGGGGUAACUUUGCGCGUACAGGGUCUCCUAAUGGGGCCGGCCUGGUUCAGUGGCCACAGUAUGGACUAGAAGGACAUUACCUUGGGAUAGGGCUGGAGCAGGUACCUGGUCAACACCUGAAGAGGGACCGCUUCACCUUCCUGACACAGACUGUUCCUGAGAAACUACGUUUGGGUCGAGAGAAGAUGGAGCAAAGUGAUCUGCCAAAAACUGGGCCGGUGGUCCAGACCAAACUGGGGGGUCUGAGAGGGCAGUAUGUGAGCGUAAAGGGGAAGGAGACUGUGGUACAGGCCUACCUGGGUGUGCCGUUUGCCAAACCACCUGUUGGCCCACUGAGACUGACCCCACCCCAGCCUGUGGAGGGAUGGGAGAGAGUAAGGGACGCCACCCAGCAGCCUCUCAUGUGUCUUCAAGACAGACAGCGUACAGUAGACUUUGUGUCCAACUGGUCAAUCAAAGUGGAAAUCCCAGCAGUGUCAGAAGAUUGUCUUUACCUCAACAUAUACACCCCGGCUAAACCUGCUGAGAAUACCAAGCUUCCUGUCAUGGUUUGGAUCCAUGGUGGCGGAUUCACCAUGGGUUCUGCAUCAACAUAUGAUGGUUCUGCUUUGGCUGCAUACCAGGAUGUGGUUGUGGUGGUGAUCCAAUACCGUUUGGGACUGCUGGGGUUCUUCAGCACAGGAGACAAGUAUGCCCCAGGGAACAUGGGACUACUUGACCAGGUGGAAGCCUUGCGGUGGGUCCAGGAGCACAUCCACAACUUUGGGGGCGACUCCAAGUCGGUCACCAUAUUUGGAGAGUCUGCUGGUGGAGUGAGUGUAUCAUUACUGCUUCAUUCACCGUUGUCUGCUGGUCUGUUCCAUCGUGCGAUAGCUGAGAGUGGUACUGCAGCUAUGGACGCUAUCAUAAAUUCCGACCCCCUGUCUGUGGCCCAGAUGGUGGCAACCACAUUGGGCUGUAACAGCAGCAACACAGAGCAGAUUGCAGACUGUGUGGAGAAGUUGACUGCUGAUGACAUAGUUAAUGUUCAUAAACAGAACAAAAUGUUGCGAAUAGGUGUGACUGUUGGUGGGCAUUUCCUGCCCAAGUUGUUGACUGAGACUUUCCAUAACCACGAGAUGCACAAGGUGCCGUUUCUGACGGGCACCAAUACUGAUGAAGGUUGGCUACUGGCGAACAUGAUGGCACCUCCUGGUUGGGUGGAUGGAAUAGACCGGGAGCAGGUCAUGCCUCUUUUGGCAUUAUGUUACCCUGAUCCUAAGGAUCAGUGGAUAACUGAGCUGAUAGCAGAUGAAUACCUGGGAACCUCUGGAGAUCGGAUUAAAAACCGUGAUGGGUUCAUUGAGCUGGUUGGGGAUGCUUUGUUUACCAUUCCUGCUCUUAAAACAGCAGGCUUCCACAGAGAUGCAGGUGUGCCUAUGUACCUGUAUGAGUUCCAGCAAACUCCCAGCAUGCUUAAGAAGAUGAGGCCGAGUUUCGUUGGGUCUGACCAUGGAGAUGAGCUUAUGUUUGUUUUUGGAUACUGCUUCACAACAUCACAUGUUACAGUUGAUGCCUUAUGUACAGAGGAAGAUGAACAGCUAAGCGGAAUCAUGAUGAGUUACUGGGGCAACUUUGCUCGUACAGGGUCUCCCAACGGGGUCGGCCUGGUUCAGUGGCCACAGUACGGACCAGAAGGAGAUUACCUGGGGAUAGGGCUGGAGCAGGUACCUGGUCAACACCUGAAGAGGGACCGCUUCACCUUCAUGACAAAGAUCCUCCCUGAGAAAGUGCAUUUGGUUCAAGAGAAGAUUAAGCACAGCGAGCUGUAAGGCUCAUCAUCUCAAAAGUUUUUUUUAUUUAUCAACUCAGACUGUUAACUGAAAUCAAACUUCAAAUGUACAGUAUUAUUGCUAACAAUUUAAAUCUGCAGGCAUUGCAUGAUCAUGAGCACAGUGUACAUGACCUAGAGCACAAUUUAACAAUAAUUUGGAUGCACUGAAUGUACUGUAUGAAUAGAAUCUCAGAUAAAAUUUUAAGGAAACAUUAUUCUACAGUGAGAUACCCCAUUGAUUCUUACUAAUCCAAGUUGAUUUUAUAGCAUUACAUGGAGAAUUUCCAAAUUGUACUGUUCAUUGAAUAAAACCGACUGUUCAUUUUCCAA